Fusarium proliferatum ET1 is the source of this 1209-nucleotide messenger RNA. RefSeq lists its product as uncharacterized. Gene Ontology annotation, biological process: carbohydrate metabolic process; chitin catabolic process. Gene Ontology annotation, molecular function: chitinase activity; chitin binding. The record is from RefSeq and is a predicted model, not a curated record. Bases 1 to 1209 code for a protein of 402 amino acids. Lineage: Eukaryota; Fungi; Ascomycota; Sordariomycetes; Hypocreales; Nectriaceae. The transcript has 3 exons. Gene Ontology annotation, cellular component: extracellular region.
AUGCGCUUCAUUCAAAUGAAUACGCAAUGGCAUCUGUUAUUUCUGGCGCUUGUGACUGCCACUGCCGUGUCUCGAGGCGAGCCAUUCCGUUGCAUUAUGUAUCUCACAGGACAACACGAUAUUGUCCCAUCAAAGAGCGAACUUCAAGAUGUCUCGCAUGUCAUUCUGGCAUUCAUGCGAUCCGAGACCUUCAAUGUUGACAACAAACCUCAGGACUAUCCGCUAUUCACCUCUGUUUCUGAUGUCCGCAAAAGGUUCCCUGGCGGCACCAAAGUAAUGGUAGCGAUCGGAGGAUGGGGCGAUACUCAGGGUUUCGAGGAAGCGGCCAAGAAUGAAACCACGCGGAAGCGAUGGGCGCGCCAGGUUGCUGCCAUGGUCACUGCGACGGGCGCUGAUGGCAUCGACAUUGACUGGGAGUAUCCCGGAGGCAACCGUGAUGAUUACAAGCAAAUUCCCAACUCCCAGCGCGAAUGGGAAAUCAAUGCAUUUGUGUCGCUCCUCCAAGAGUUGCGUGCUGCUAUUGGUCCCGAAAGACUUCUCUCAGCGGCUGUUCCGGGCAAAGAGGUCGAUUUGAUGGCCUUUACACCCACCACCAUGCCAAAGAUCAUGAAAGAAGUCGACUUCCUCAACAUCAUGACGUACGACCUGAUGAACCGAAGAGAUGUCGUGACCAAGCAUCACAGCGGUGUCUCGGAUUCUCAAGACUCAAUCCAGCGUUAUAUCGACCGGGGCGCAUCACCAGGUCAGCUCAAUCUUGGAUUCGGAUACUAUGUCAAAUGGUUCAUGACCCAAGAAUGCUCACAGGAAGGGCUUCUUGGGUGCCCUACUCAAUUGCUUGAGGAUCCCGAGACCGGAGCUGAUCUGGGCAAGACAGGCGGCUUUAGCUGGCACGACGAGAUUCCCCAGGACGUAUCUACAUCUUUUGAACGCGCGAAAACAGCCGGAACGUAUGAUAAAGACGGAAGCUAUUUUUAUUGGGACGAGAAAGAGUGGCGAUGGUGGACGUUUGAUACUAAGAAGUGCAUUCAGACAAAGUUUAGCCAUGUCGUGCCGGAUCUCGGAGUUGGGGGAGUUUUUGCUUGGGGCAUUGGAGAAGAUGCGCCCUCAUUUGAGCAUUUCAAAGUCACGGCCGAGGAAGUUCGCAACAUGCGGAACGGGCAUGCAGUUGAGCACGACUCCAUGGAAGAUGGGAACAAGGAUGAGUUGUAA